Molecule: messenger RNA, 938 nt
Organism: Cygnus atratus (black swan)
Lineage: Eukaryota; Metazoa; Chordata; Aves; Anseriformes; Anatidae
Gene: CCDC172
Product: coiled-coil domain containing 172
Exons: 8
Coding region: 1-774 (257 amino acids)
Cellular component (GO): cytoplasm
Source: RefSeq, a predicted model, not a curated record
AUGAAUCUGGACGCUUUGUUCCAGCAAAUCCAGCUCACAGAGAAGCAGGCGGGGGAAAAGAGGCGCCUCAUCCAACAAGCUAAAUUUGACAUAAACCGAAGUCAUGAAAAAAUUAACCAAAUAAAAGAAGAGCUGAGCACAGCAAAAAUAACAUUAGAAACUAAGGUUCAGCAUCUGUCUGAAAAAAUGUUCUUCUUAGAAAUUCUGAAGAAACAUGAAGACAGCUUAGAGAAACAGAAAGCUGAACUUACUAAUCAAAAAAGCAUUCUUCAGAAAAACUUUACAGAUGCGAAGAGAAAAAUGACUGAAGAGGAAGAUAAUUUUGCUAGGGAAAUAACAGAGUUUAACAAUGAAUAUGGACUAACAAGUAAUAGAGAUCUUCUGAUUAAAAAAAAAGUCAAGACUGAAAUAAAUGAUUUAGAGAAUGAGGCAGCUCUGUUAAAAAAUGAAAUGGAGUCAAUGGAACAUAAAAGUGUUCAGUUAAAUGCUCUCCAGCUGCAGAAGAAUGAAUUAAAGCAGGAAUUAUUUACUCUCCAAAGUGAACUCAAAGACCUUGAGGAGUUAAUCAAGGAGGCUGAAGGAACAACAAAACGUUUAGAAACAGAAAAAGUCCAAGUCACUGAAAAACCUCAGACUGAUCCUGAAUGUUUAAGGCUUAAGAAAGAAUUGGAAAAUUACAAAGAUGAUGAUUGGGAAAGUAUCUAUGAGACUCUUCGAACAGAAAUUGAAAUUCUGCAAAUGAAGCUAUCACAAAAAAAGUCUUCAGACAAGUGAAUAAUAUGUGGCGUAUCAUAUGAAGUGUCACAGAAGCUAAUCUUUGAGAGUUUUAAAACAAUUUUAUGCAGGCUCUAUCAGCAUGCCUUUUGGUGCUGUUUGGUUAAACCGCAGUUUGUAUCUGCCUUUAUUUUCCAUUAAAAUCAAAUUUUAUUCAUUUAAAA